Molecule: messenger RNA, 1231 nt
Organism: Exophiala xenobiotica
Lineage: Eukaryota; Fungi; Ascomycota; Eurotiomycetes; Chaetothyriales; Herpotrichiellaceae
Product: cytochrome c1, heme protein, mitochondrial
Exons: 4
Coding region: 118-1086 (322 amino acids)
Biological process (GO): mitochondrial electron transport, ubiquinol to cytochrome c
Molecular function (GO): heme binding; electron transfer activity
Source: RefSeq, a predicted model, not a curated record
CCACAAUCGACACCACCCACACUCUUUUGCCGCCCGACAGUCAGGCCUCUCCCACUUCUUCCCUCAAUUGCACGACGAGUCCAUCAUCUGUCGAGGGCGUGCGCCUGGGUUUGAGACAUGAUGCUGGCCACGUCGGCAAUCCGCACAGCUCCAUUGAGGGCCGCUGCACGAACCGUUGUCCGCAGAACAACCACUCGUGCCGCCUCCUCUAGUUCUUCCGAAUCCGCCUCUUCUCCCUUCUACAUCACAGCAGGUGCCUCUGCAGCAACAGUAGCUGCCCUUGGCUCAGUCGCUUGGUAUUACCAUCUUUUCGGACAAGAUGUCUACGCCAUGACGCCGGCGGAAGAAGGUCUGCACCCGACGCAAUACCCGUGGGAGCACGCGAAAUGGAACAAAACCUUCGAUCACGCGGCUUUGCGAAGAGGUUUCCAAGUUUAUCGAGAAGUUUGCGCCGCCUGCCACUCGCUCAAGCGUAUCCCAUACCGGACUCUAGUUGGCACAUUCAUGACAGUCGAUGAAGCUAAAGCGCUGGCCGAAGAGAAUGAAUAUGAUACUGAACCCAAUGACGAGGGUGAGAUCGAGAAGCGACCUGGGAAAUUGUCAGAUUACCUUCCAUCACCAUACAAGAAUGACGAAGCCGCUCGUGCUGCCAACAACGGUGCUCUGCCCCCAGAUCUAUCGCUCAUGGUCAAGGCUCGACACGGUGGCUGCAACUACAUCUUCAGCUUGUUGACUGGUUAUCCCGAGGAGCCACCCGCCGGCGCCACUGUCCAGUCCGGCCUGAACUUCAACCCCUACUUCCCUGGUACUGGUAUUGCUAUGGCCCGUGUCCUCUACGACGGCCUCGUUGAGUACGAAGAUGGCACACCAGCCACCAGCUCACAAAUGGCUAAGGACGUGGUCGAAUUUUUGAACUGGACCGCUGAACCAGAAAUGGACGACCGAAAGAAGAUGGGUGUCAAGGUUAUGAUAAUAGGCACGGCUCUGCUCGCUUUGAGUGGGUGGCUUAAACGCUACAAGUGGUCUACGAUCAAGACGCGAAAGAUUGUGUACAAUCCGCCUGCGGCAGGCAGAAUCAGGCGUUAAAAAGACCAGGGGAAACGGAGGACCGUGGUUUUUGUUUUGCAAGGUGAUGAUCUCCAGUGUGUGGACGGAUGCGUCGCUGUUGUUUGUACCAACGAAGACAUACAAAUCCAUUGCAUUCGAAAGUAAAUAUGAUUUUGGCUCAAAA